AUGAAGAAUAAAAUUGUAUUAUUAACUAUCAUCCAUCUUUUCGCAUUAGUCUCAGCGAUUCCCGCAGCAGGUGAUGAAGAAAAAGGAUGUCAAGAACUGAAUAUAUUCGAUAUUCCUAUGGUAACUUGCUCAUCAAAAGGUAUAACCGUAAAUUUUGAACAAAAGGGGAUAUUAGAAACAGAACUUGUCGUCAAAGACUACCUCGGGGACCCUAAGUGUGGAAAAAAUUAUACCGAAGGUGAAAACACAGGCUCUUUUUUCGUAGAAUACGGUACUUGUGGCGUAGAAAUGACAAACAAAACAGCUGAAUUCACUUUGAUGGUGCUGCGACCCCCAAGACAAAUUCGUAAAUCAGCCCAAACUCGUCUUAUAAAAUGUAAGUACCCGACAAAAGAAGGUGUGGCGAAUAAGUCGUUCAAAGUCGGAGAUCUUAGAACAGUGACAGACCUUCCAUCAACAAUCUUUUCCGAUGAAGACCCAACUCAUGAGUUAACAAUUGUCGAUCUUGAUAAUAAGCGUGUAGAUAAAGCUGAACCGGGAGAUCCACUAAUUGGCAAACUUCGUGUUUCACCUAAAUCUUACGUUGCCUCCAUUAAAAAUUGUUACCUCGCGCCGGACCGGGAAGAAAAUUCUGAAAAAUACCAAAUCAUUGAUGAAAAAGGUUGCCCGGCAGAUCCAGACGUCGGCGGAUGGCAUUGGAACUUAACAACACACUCCGUUCAGCUUCCUUUCAAGGCUUUCAGGUUAUUAGAUUGGAACGAAAAUCAUAUCUUCUGUGAAGUUCAUUACUGCAUCAAAAAAAGCGAUUGUGCACCUCCAAGUGAUUGUCCGAAUAUACCCAAGCCGUGCAGAGGACCAAAACCGUAA
This is a messenger RNA of Cotesia congregata, 867 nucleotides long. The record is from the annotation of a GenBank genome assembly. NCBI's taxonomy places the organism in Eukaryota, Metazoa, Arthropoda, Insecta, Hymenoptera, Braconidae.